Messenger RNA from Arabidopsis arenosa, 1468 nucleotides. NCBI's taxonomy places the organism in Eukaryota, Viridiplantae, Streptophyta, Magnoliopsida, Brassicales, Brassicaceae. The record is from the annotation of a GenBank genome assembly.
UUCCGAAUUAGGGUUUACUGGCGAUAACUUGUGAUCAUGUCAUUAGAUUUGAAGAUGCAAGAGAAAUUUACUUGGGUUUUGGAAAACUUCUCAUCUUUGCAAGAUGAGUGCUACUCUCCCGUCUUCACGGUCGCCGGCUGCAAUUGGCGUCUUCUUGCUUGUCCCAGAGGAGUUAGGAAGAAUGAUCGUUACUUUUCCGUGUAUCUUGAUCUUGCGCCUGAAUCUUUGCCACCAGGAUGGAGAAGAGAAGUGAAAUUUAGCAUUACUCUUGUCAAUGUUUGGCCUAUUGCGAACAGAGUAUUAGGAGAGCCAUGCUUUUUCGAUGCAAAGACUAGCAAUUGGGGUUUUGAAGAUUUCUUGCUCCUUGAAAAACUUCGUAAUAAAGGGGAAGGAUUUUUGGUGAAUGACAGACUCACUAUCGUCGCUGAAGGGGACUCUCCUUGUCAUCAAGUGGCCCAAACAACUGAUGAUGCUGCAUCUCAAGAGAAGUUAGAUGAGAAUGAUGAUGAUGAUGAUGACGACGCCUCUGAAGAGAGUACGGAUGGUGAUGAUGAUGACGGGUCUGAAGAGAGUUCGGAUGAUGAAGAUGCAUCCCAGGAGGAUACAGAUGAUAAUGAUGAUGGAGUUUGUGACAUAAGUCUUUUGAACCAAUUGAUGAAUUCCUUAGAGGAUGCUUCUUAUACGGAAGAAAAUCAUGGUAUAAGUUGUAAUAAUGUGGUGGCUGAGACUGAGGUUUCCAAUGGUCAAAGUGAUGAUGCACCUAAAAAAGAUGAUGAUGAUGAUGAGGCUUCAUCUCUUGUUUUGAAUGAUAGUGAUGAAAACGGAAGUACUAAAGAACAAGUGAAAGUGACGAGGCUUCAUCUCGUGUUGGAGGAUGCCUCUCAGACAUUUAAAAAUGGUGGUAGGGGGCUUAACACCGUGGCAUCUGUUAUGGGGACUUGUGAUAAUGUGCUUAUGGAGAUUCAACAAGUACAGGAAACAGUGGAUAUCAAUGGGUUUGAGGUUGUUUCUUCCAAGGUGGAAUCUGUGAGACGUAUAUUCGAAAGACACCCAGACAUUGCUGUGGAGUUUCGUGGAAAGAACCAACAUCUGAAGAACGCAUGGUUUAAGGUGGAUUGGUUGGAGAAGAAGCUGGACCAACUAAAGGAAAAGAAGGAGGAAGAGAUGUCUGGUUUGGCACGGCUCCAUGAGAUAGAGGAAAAUCUAGUGAUAUUGAAGCAAAAGUGGUCAGACCUGGAUGCUCUUGCGGAGAAGGAGAAGGCAGAGUUGUCGGCCACCAGAGCUGCCAUGUCUUUCGAUGAUUUUGUUUACUGACUUGAGUUCUCUUUAGGCAUUUGGUGUUCUGAUAUCUUAUUUUUUCUUUUAGUUUCAAAAUAAGAGGAACUCUUGUAGGGCAAUUGAACUUAUGUCAGUAUUUUACUGCGAGAUGGUCUAUCAAAUUUUUAGCUAACAAAUUUGUUGUCUCGUU